Candida dubliniensis CD36 is the source of this 1560-nucleotide messenger RNA. Its product is annotated as beclin 1. The record is from RefSeq and is a predicted model, not a curated record. NCBI's taxonomy places the organism in Eukaryota, Fungi, Ascomycota, Pichiomycetes, Serinales, Debaryomycetaceae. Gene Ontology annotation, cellular component: phosphatidylinositol 3-kinase complex, class III, type II; phosphatidylinositol 3-kinase complex, class III, type I; phagophore assembly site. The transcript has a single exon. The coding region runs from base 1 to 1560 and encodes 519 amino acids. Gene Ontology annotation, biological process: cellular response to nitrogen starvation; autophagy; late endosome to vacuole transport.
AUGUCAAAUAAUCAAGUUUUUGAGUGCCAAAAGUGUGAUACUCCAUUGAAUUUAGAUCAGAGUUUAUUAAAUCUAAAUGAAUCACAACUAAAAUUAUUAGUUAGCCAAAAGAAAUAUAAACUAUUCAGAAAGGCAAAUUCACAAAUCUUGAAAGAUUUGGAUCCACAAGACUAUAUCUCUCAAGAUAGACUCGAGAUGUAUCAAAGCAUUACCAACCAAGAACCCAUUAACCACCGAAAUUAUUUUGAAAGUGAAGAUGAUGAAGAUGACGAGGAAGAUGAAUAUGAAGGUGAAGGUCAUAAUCAGCAACGAAAGCUCCGUGACUCUGAAUUUAGUUCUGAUUCUAAUUCCUAUUUAGUGCUCAAUGAGUCGGAUGAAUUCGAAGAAAAUUCAAAGAAAAGUCAAGAUGGAGAUGAAGCUGGCAGUCAAUCUACUGAUGAGAGAAAUGAUUUCCGAAUGUCCACUCGAAUAAAAACAUUAAAUAAAAUAUUUGCAAUAUUAUCCAACAACCAAGAAAUUGAUCAUCCAUUGUCAGAGGAUUGUGCUAAAUUAUUAAUUGAAAACUAUCAAUUGAAAUUUGAUCAGAGUCAGAAGGAGAAAGAGACAUAUUUAUCAUUUUUAAGGAAAUUGAAGGAUAAAGAUAGUCAAUUAGACUUAUACAAUGAAGAUGAUGAAAAUAACGAAAUAGUGAAUCCUGAUUUAUUACAUCAAGAUUUGGAUCAAAAAUUAUAUCAAUCAAUUCAAGAAUUCCAAAAAUUGACUGUUUUAGAAAAAGAGAAUUUAAAAGAGUUGAAAAAACUAGAACAAACUAAAACCGAAUUAGAAGCUCAACUUUCUGAUUAUGAGCAAGAACUUGAUAACCUUCGAAACAAUGGCUUAAAUUCUGUUUUAAGGUUGAAAAACAAUUUGCAAUUGGAAUUAAAUGAGAAAAAUAAGAAAUUGGAGCAAUCUAAAGCAGCUUAUGAUGUUCAAUUGGAUCACAUUGAUAAAUUACGAAAUCUUAAUAUAUAUACUAGGAUAUUUCAUAUAUCUUGUGAUAGUCAAGAUAAAUUUUCUACUAUAAAUGGGUUCAGAUUGGGUCACAAAAUAAUAUGGCCAGAAAUUAAUGCUGCAUUAGGCCAAAUAGUAUUAUUAUUGGUAUUUAUAAUAAAGCGAUUGAAAUUGGAUUUGAAGAAUUAUAAAUUAGUACCUAUGGGAUCUCAAUCUCAAAUAAUAAAAUUCAAUACCAAAGAUUCUAUAGAUGGAACUACCAAAUCAAAAACCGUCUUAAAUUUAUAUUCAUCCGAUGAAUUUUCAUUAGGGAAAUUAUUUAAUUUUAACAAAUUAGAUGUGGCCAUGAUAGCACUUUUAGACAUUGUCAAACUAAUAGAGGCAAAAGUGACAUCCAUUGAUCAAGAAAUCGAAUUGCCUUAUAAGAUAAAAGAUGAUACAAUAGGUGGCAAAAGCAUCAGAGUCACUUCAAACUCAGAAUGGACAUCAAGUUGCAAGUUUUUAUUGACUAAUUUGAAUUGGAUCCUAGCUUUUGUUAGUGCACAUACAAGUAGUGAAGAAGCUUCCUGA